AUGAACUGGUUAGAGUUCAACCAUGUUCAUAUCAAUUGUUUCGACAAGUCAGUGUCAUUUCGAGAAUUUGAUGCAAGUUACGAGUUAUUUGUGUCUACUAAGCAAGUGGAUGAAUUCAUGGAAAAUGAUGUAAAGGUGUUUAUGGUGUUAGCUUAUGUGAAGGCUGAAAGCAAAGUUGCGAUUGGUGAAUUACCAGUGGUGUGUGAUUUUCCAGAAGUGUUUCCAUAUGACAUUAGUGAUUUGUCAUCGGAACACGAGGUUAAGUUUUCUAUAGACUUAGUACUUGGUACUAGUCCUAUAUCGAUGGAUCCUUAUAGCAUUUCUUCUUCAGAGUUGAAUGAGCUGAAGAAACAAUUGGAAAAGUUUCUUGAGAAGAAAUUUGUUCGACCAAGUGUUUCAACAUGGGGGCGCCGAUGUUGUUUGUAA
Molecule: messenger RNA, 426 nt
Organism: Lathyrus oleraceus (garden pea)
Lineage: Eukaryota; Viridiplantae; Streptophyta; Magnoliopsida; Fabales; Fabaceae
Exons: 1
Coding region: 1-426 (141 amino acids)
Source: RefSeq, a predicted model, not a curated record